GAUCCGGGUGAGCAUAUAGAAUCUUUCUCAUAGACGCGCUGCUUUUUAGUAAACGAGGCGUCUUAUGUAAGAAAGUCAGAAGAGGCAAAAUAUAGAGACUGUGCAACGGACAAGUCGUUAUUUCCUUAAAAGAAUGAAGAAGAGCAAAUUAUUAAUACUCUCAUUUUGGUUGCUUUUCACAUCUUUAUUUGUAUCACCCUCAUUUGGAAGGACAACGGAAGAAAGCGAUAGAGCAGAUGACGACUUCGUUUUCCUUCGACCUCAAUCCCAGGACUAUGGUUCGCCCGAGCCCCACCCUGAUCGUCUUCGGGUCAGUCUGAACGGCAGCUUGGUUUUAGACUUAAAGAAAACCCACGUCACCAACAUGAACGCGCCGGUGUACGUUGUGGAGAACGGGAAGAUUCACAAGCUCGAGUUACCCCAUGUUGAGGAUACUCAAUUUUACCAAGAUGGUAAAUAUUUGGCGGCUAUGUCUGUCACCAAGAGAUCAGCAGCGGAUGGCGGAUUUGAAAGGAUUUUGGAAGGACACUUUACCAUAGACGGCUCUGAGUUUGUGAUUGGACCAGCCACCGAGGAGCAGGUCCGCAGAAAGAGAAGAAAUGCAGACGACACUGAAGACAGCGGAACGUGGCACGUCAUGCACAUGCUGAAAUCCAUCGACCCUUACGCCUUUCAGAAUGAUGCGAUCUUUGAAAGGAAUUUAGCAAACCAACAACCCCUUUUCGAUUCCAAAGCUGUUACCAGACACAAACGAGCAACGCAAAACCUCGGCAUCGAAUUGCUGGAGGUUAUUGACUAUGCAAUCUAUUCACGGUACUACACGACCAGCACUGGUAGUACCGAACAAGAGAAGGCACAGAAAGCCAUUGAAGACAUUCGCUAUUAUUUUGCUCAUAUAGCAAACGGGAUUGAUAUUCGAUACGGAAAUAUAGACGACUCUGAGUUUUCGAUUUAUGUCAGACUCGUUGGAUACGUCAUACUGAAGGAUGCAACGUCGGCAUCUUUCAUAGAGACAAUAAAAGACAGCCAACUGAACUCUCUAGAUGGUUUGAACGCUUUUACGACAUGGCUUAAUGCGAGAGAGAGCGCGAAUGAAGUACCCAACCACGACCACGGGAUGUUGUUUACCGGAUACGAACUUUGGCGCAACUACAGGUCUGACGGCACCCGAAACACAGCGGUGGCCGGUACUGCACAUUUAAACGGCAUCUGUGGGUCUAAUAAACAUUCCAUAAAUGAGGAUUUUGGAGGGUUUAAAAGCAUUACAGUGUGUGCUCACGAGUUAGGACACAAUCUUGGCGCAUGGCAUGACGGGACAAUAGACGGUACGGGUGACUCCUGUCCUGCUUCAGAUCAGUUUAUUAUGGCGCCAUCUGUCGGUGCAACAUCAGCCCUCACCCACCUAAACCCUUACUACUUCUCCAGUUGUUCCAUUGAAUACUUCAGAAGACGUAUCAAUUAUCUGAACAGCAACAACAUAAACUGUCUUCUCAACGCGGCAGUUCAUUUCAACGACAGUGAGUGGGAUGCGUACAUGAACCUGCCACCGGGACAAAGGUAUCCCCCACACGAGCAGUGCAGGCAGAUAUACGGCCCGCUUUCCUAUUACUGUGGGGGCGCGACAGCCGACGCAAACAUCUGUGUGCGGAUGUUUUGUUAUAACCCAAACGAGGCAUCGUGUAGCCAGCCUUCGGGACUGAGAGCGGCACGGGGCACACAGUGUGGUGACAAUAAGUGGUGUAUUGAAGGUGUGUGCACGUAUAACAGCAGCUCCCCUAGCGGUAGAGACAACUGCACACAUGGGGACAGUUUAAGCCAGGUGUACAGUAACAGUCAGGCGACCUGCCAAACUUACAGGUCAAACAAUGAUACAAGGGGAUGUUACACAGACUACUUCAGAAAUCUUUGUUGCCUAUUGUGCCUAGAAGCAUACGAUCCCACAUGGAUUGGAUGCGAAUACGGGGACCACUUUUCAUAUUGUGCUACGAUCACCGACCCAUCAACUCAGUGUAGAGGGACUUUCUCUGACGGGACCACAGUACAAGAGAGAUGCUGUGCAACAUGUGGAGAAAGACCUACAACUGUGACCGCAACAACAAGAGUGGUAACAACGGUGACUGAGCCUACAACAACUUCAGUGACGGAAUCCACAACAGCUCCUGAAUCCCCAACAACAACAGAAACAACAACUGAAUCAGUGACAACAAAUGGACCGGCAACAACUUUAGUGACUGAAUCCACAACAGUAGCUGAACCCACAACAACAACAGAAACAACAUUAAUGUCAACAACUGAAUCUGUGAGAACAGAUGAACCUGCAACAACUUCAGUGACCCAAUCCACAACAGAAACUGAACCCACAACAACAACAAUAACAAAAACAACAACAAUGUCAACAACUGAAUCAGUGACAACAAAUGAACCUGCAACGACUUCAGUGACUGAAUCCACAACAGUAGCUGAACCCACAACAACAAUGUCAACAACUGAAUCAGUGACAACAAAUGAACCUGCAACGACUUCAGUGGCUGAAUCCACAACAGAAGAUAAACCUACAACAACAACAGCAACAACUGAGUCAGUGACAACUAAUGAACCUGCAACGACUUCAGUGACCGAACCCACAACAGUAGCUGAACCCACAACAACAACAGAAAUACCACCAACUUCAACACCUGAAUUGGUGACAAAAAAUGAACCCACAACAACUUCCGUUGUUGAAUCCACAACAGUAACUGAACCGACAACAACAACAGAAACAACAACAAUGUCAACAACUGAAUCAAUGACAACAAAUGAACCUGCAACAACUUUGGUGACUGAAUCCACAACAGUAGCUGAACCUACAACAACGACAGAAACAACAUUAAUGUCAACAUCUGAAUCAGUGACAACAAAUUUACCUGCAACAACUACAGUGACUGAAUCCACAACAGUAGCUGAAACCACAACAAUAACAGAAAUACCACCCUCUUCAGCAACUGAAUCAGUGACAACAAAUGAACUCACAACAACUUCAGUUGUUGAACCCACAACAACAAAAACAACAACAAUGUCAACAACUGAAUCAGUGACAACAAAUGAACCUGCAACGACUUCAGUGGCUGAAUCCACAACAGAAGAUAAACCUACAACAACAACAGCAACAACUGAGUCAGUGACAACUAAUGAACCUGCAACGACUUCAGUGACCGAACCCACAACAGUAGCUGAACCCACAACAACAACAGAAAUACCACCAACUUCAACACCUGAAUUGGUGACAAAAAAUGAACCCACAACAACUUCCGUUGUUGAAUCCACAACAGUAACUGAACCGACAACAACAACAGAAACAACAACAAUGUCAACAACUGAAUCAAUGACAACAAAUGAACCUGCAACAACUUUGGUGACUGAAUCCACAACAGUAGCUGAACCUACAACAACGACAGAAACAACAUUAAUGUCAACAUCUGAAUCAGUGACAACAAAUUUACCUGCAACAACUACAGUGACUGAAUCCACAACAGUAGCUGAAACCACAACAAUAACAGAAAUACCACCCUCUUCAGCAACUGAAUCAGUGACAACAAAUGAACUCACAACAACUUCAGUUGUUGAACCCACAACAACAAAAACAUCAACAAUGUCAACAACUGAAUCAGUGACAACAAAUGAACCUGCAACAACUUCAGUUACUGAACCCACAACAGUAGCUGAAUCUACGACAACAACUGAAACAACAACAGUGUCAACAACUGAGUCAGUGACAACAAAUGAACCUGCAACAACAUCAGAGACUGAAUCCACAACAGUAGCUGAACCGACAACAACAACAGAAACAACAACAAUGUCAACAACUGAAUCAGUGACAACAAAUGAACCUGCAACAACUUUGGUGACUAAAUCCACAACAGUAGCUGAACCCUCAACAACAACAGUAACAACAACUACUACAAAAUACACCACAAGUGGUGAGACAACAAUACCCGAAUAUAUGACAACUUCACCAAAUCCGGACUCCACAAAGGAAAUAUUAACCACUGACAACCUCCAAACCACUUCUGUUUCCAGCACAUCAUCAACGAGCCCGAGUACUUCCACGAUUUCAACAACCACGACCAUGGCACCCAGAUUCCUUAUCUUCAUUUGGUUCCGGAUUAUAAUUGUGUUUAAGCUGCAGUACACACCUGACUUGGAUGACCCAAGCAGUUCCAGAUUCAAACUGGUUGAGGUGAUGGUAUGUAGAUUGCUACGUAGAGGACGACGGAUCGGAUUUCACUGUAGGGUUAGGAGAUGCAGGAGUGGAAGCAUUAUAGCAGAGACUGAACUUGGCUAUGAACACGAUCCUCAGCAGCCUGUGACAUACAAUACCACACAGCUGCAGGAUGAGCUGAGGAUGGAGUUAUUAAAUAACUCCGAUUCAAACGUCACUUCGCUAAGUGUCACUGAUGCAGACGAGUGUGCAAACCCCGAUACAAAUGACUGCUCCCCCAGUGCCAUAUGUGUAAACCAGGAAGGAGGGUAUACAUGCAGGUGUAGAGGAAACUACCGAGAUAACUCCGCCCUGCCUACCAUAAAGCCAGGUCGAUCAUGUGGGCGAGUCUGUGACGACUCUUACUGCCAAAAUGGCGGUGUCUGCAACGAGAUCCAAGAUGGCGAACCAGUUUGCACGUGCAAGAUCAAUUUUGGGGGCACCCAUUGCGAGACGGAUGUACAGCAGUGGAAAACCAUAGUGAUCGCACUUGUUAGUGGUGUUGGUGUUAUGGUCUUAAUCAUCAUCUUGUUAAUCGUUGCCAUCUGUUUUGUUAAAAAGAGGCAGAAACUUGUCAGUACUGAGGCAUACAAGGACGGAACCAGUUCCGCGUCAGGGGGGCACAACAAAAAGACCCUUAACGAUCGAGGCUCUGUGAUUGUCACUGAAUACGUCCAUGGCACGUCGAAUCACGGUAUGCCCCAAACCGCAAGAGAUAUGUACGGAAUGCCAGUUCGAGAAAUGGCUAUGCCUAUCCCAACAAAUUUCCACGACCGACCUUUCUACACCAAUUCAUAUGCAGGAUAUGGUGCACCAGAGCAACCUCCUGAAAGAUCUGUCGGGGAUAUGAGACAGCUUCUCUAUCGACCCACUGCUUCUGGUAACCUUCACGUUACCCAUGCGCUGUCAGUGCUUCCGGACUAUGAAGAUCUGCCUUACACUUACGAAACAACCAACGACUAUUAACGUCACAUAAUUAUAAUCACUACUCAGGAAAAUGACUCUUCAUAAACCACUUUAUAUUUGUCAUGUAAAGUUAUCAUUAUUUUUGAUAAAAAGGGAAAGGAAUUAUUUAAUACCACUAUAAAACUUCCAUACAAAAUAAUCUCUGUAAAUUUGGUGGUUUCAUUUUUUUUUACAUUGACUUUGAUUUAACGGGUUUAUUAUAAAUGCACUUUACAUGCAGCAGU
Molecule: messenger RNA, 5427 nt
Organism: Lingula anatina
Lineage: Eukaryota; Metazoa; Brachiopoda; Lingulata; Lingulida; Lingulidae
Biological process (GO): proteolysis
Molecular function (GO): metalloendopeptidase activity; calcium ion binding
Source: RefSeq, a predicted model, not a curated record